AUGCACUUGCCGCCUCCACCGUCGUUGAAAACGACCAUCAUUCAACUCAACAAGGACAUCGAUCCGGAGGACAACAACUACGAAAUCCUCAACAAUGUGUAUAACCCAUCUUCUUCAAGCUCUCCAACUUUGAAUGCUAUUCCGGCUGAACAGCCCAAGAAGAAGCGGAGAAGAUCAAGCUCGUUUGUGGACGAUGACGAGUUGGCCAGAAGAAAAAGCGAAACAAAGCAACUCCAUUCUAUCAUCGAAAAACGCAGAAGAGUCAAGAUCAAUCGUGAGUUUGAAGCCCUCAAGUACAUCAUCCCAGCAUGCCGCAACACCGAUACGGGUGCUAAGAAGGCCUCCUCCAACAACAGUUCAAAAAUCGAUGGCAUGUACAAGCUUACCAUCCUCAAAUCAUCAGUGGAGUACAUCUUGUACUUGCACCACAUCAUUCAGAAGCAGCACGAGCUCUUGUCGCAGACCCCGAUCGAUUACACCUACGACACUGGCUAUACCAAAGUGCCAAUAGACGUCAACCAAUACAGAAACAUUGACAAGGAGUUCAGUUUUGCAGACCUCCCCACAUCAACACAGAGAUCGACUUCCGUCUGCGAGUCCAUAAAAGAAGACGAGGCCGAAAAGCAAAAUAUAGAGUCCACUCAAAGCAAAAACAGCUCAAGACCGGAGCUGUUGUCCAUGUCGAGGGAAUCCUCCUCCGAAGGUGAACAGCUUCCAAGCCCGACAACCACUCCAGACAUAACGCCAAUUCUUUCGCUUUUGAGCAAAAACCCCAACGACAAAGCAGCACUUCAUCAACAGCAUCUCCAUUUACAGAAAACGCUAGGGAGAUACUCACUGAUGGACCAGAAUGAGCAGGUGAACAAGGCAUUCUCGUACAACUCGCAGCCCAAGUCGGGCUCUGUAUCCCUGGCCACUUCCCCAUUCACAAUCCCAAUCAAGCUGAAUGUCAAACGAGGCUCUUUUGUGCUUCCGGACCCUGCCAUUCCCACUAGUAUGCCUGAUGAGGAGUACUCCAGUGGCUCAAACUCGGCAGCUUACCCCAAAAGAAUGUACUUCAAAUCCCAGGUGCCUUCAAACAAUAUGACGGCUCACAUUGGCGACGACGAGACCAGUGAAGACGGGAAACUCGAGGACGCCUCAAAAACGCUUCUACUGCUUAGAAAGCCCAGUAUAGAGAAGCUUCUCAACUAG
Molecule: messenger RNA, 1194 nt
Organism: Candidozyma duobushaemuli
Lineage: Eukaryota; Fungi; Ascomycota; Pichiomycetes; Serinales; Metschnikowiaceae
Gene: TRY6
Product: Try6p
Exons: 1
Coding region: 1-1194 (397 amino acids)
Molecular function (GO): protein dimerization activity
Source: RefSeq, a predicted model, not a curated record